Molecule: messenger RNA, 1375 nt
Organism: Alternaria alternata
Lineage: Eukaryota; Fungi; Ascomycota; Dothideomycetes; Pleosporales; Pleosporaceae
Product: S-adenosyl-L-methionine-dependent methyltransferase
Exons: 7
Coding region: 158-955 (265 amino acids)
Molecular function (GO): methyltransferase activity
Source: RefSeq, a predicted model, not a curated record
CGUCCUCGAUCGCAAGCAGUAUCCGGAAGUACCGUAGUUUGCAUGGACGGACGUAUCAUAACUUCCACACGGAAAGUUCCUCGGAGUACUGGUGAGUCAGGUCUGCACUGGACAAUACAAGCGGCUGAAUCUUAUCAGGGGCCCAAAUGAUGACAAGAUGAAUGAGCAGUUGGAUAUUGGACAUCAUAUGCUAACGCUCAUGUUGGACGGGAAGCUCUUCCUUGCACCAAUCGGUCCAACUCCACAGAAAGUAUUGGACGUCGGAACAGGAACUGGGAUUUGGGCUAUUGACUUCGGAGACCAAUUCCCAUCAGCAGAGGUGAUCGGUGUAGAUAUCUCCCCUACACAGCCGACUUUUACCCCUCCAAAUGUCAAAUUUGAGCUCGACGACGUUCAGCUUGAGUGGACCUACCAACCAAACAGUUUCGAUUACAUCCACGUGCGCUGCAUGCUUGGCGCAAUUCAAGACUGGGCACAUCUCUACCGCGAGAUCUACAAAUGCACCAAGCCCGGGGGAUAUAUCGAGCAUCUCGAAAUCUCAAUCAUGUUCAAAUCUGAAGACGGUACGGUGACAGAAGACCACUUUAUGGCGCAAUGGUCCAAGAUACUCCUUGGUGCUGCCGAGAAGAUUGGCAAAACCUUUGCCAUCUACGACUUCAACCGGGAGAUGAUCACGCAGGCAGGCUUCGUCGACGUUGUGGAGAAGAAGUUCAAGGUCCCUGUUGGCACAUGGCCGAGAGAUCCGAAGAUGAAGGAGUUGGGCCAGUGGAAUCUGCUCUUUUGUCUUGAGGGGCUGGAGAGCUGGAGUUUGUAUCUCUUGAGUAUGAUUUUGAAGUGGUCGUACGAGGAAAUCCAGGUGCAUAUUGCGACGAUGCGCAACAACCUUUUGAAUCGGAGGAAUCACGCUUAUUAUGAUAUUAAUGUUGUCUAUGGACGCAAACCGGGGGAGCCUUAAGAUACAACUGACGAUUGAAGGCAGAUCGUUUUUUCAUGAACAGUGGCGAGGUGUCGCGCAAAGUGAGCCAGUUGGUGUUUGGGUGUUUGGCGAUUGUUGCGCGACUCCGAUUCGUUUCCUAGCUACGUUAUCGCUUGUGAUCAUUCAGCAUUUUGUAGGCUAACAAUGACAAAGACAAGUGGGCAACCUCCCUGCCCAAAGUGUGAUCGCGUUGGAAAUAGAAAAUAGUAUACGUGCUAGACGAGUAGCAGUCAUAUCGGCUCCAGCUUUUGGCACAACACAGCAUGAGAGGAAUUUGCUGCCCAGAUAAGUGCGACCUCAAAACUAGCUACAUCCCUUGCUGAAGAUAACCCAUCGACACACACGUGCAGUCUUUUCUGUAAGGACAUCCUAUAGGUACGAUAAAGGUCUAGUUUACUA